GCAUAUCAAGGAGAGGAAGAGGAAGAAGAAGGAGGCAAAAGGGGUGCUGCCAAUUUCCGUCCAGCAGCGAGACAGCCUGUUAGAAGGACGAUUCCGGACAAUCAAGCCGUUGGAUCGUCCUGAGAUUUGUAGGUUGGGUUUCAUACUUCUUUGGCUACGAUUUGACCGUUGGGAUCAUCGAUAUGAUCUCUGGUUCAUCGAGGAAAAUCGCUGGACAGAAGGGCUGCGAUACUGUUUUUCUGUAGCAGGACAGCAGAUUAGAGGUAAGGAUCAAGCCGGGGGCUCAUCCAAAGGCAAGGGCAUAGCCGAGUGAAGACAAAGCUAUCAAGAUCAGAAGUAAGGUCUGUACUGUAGAUAUCGGGACUCAAGCGUGAAGGGAAGCCAUGAGUCAAGGAGCAGAUCCGCAACCUCACGGGAACCCUAAUGCUGGAGGUUCUAAUUUUAAUGGGAAUAAUGCUGAGUCCCGCAAUAGAGCCAAUCCUUAUGUCAAGGAUUUUGAAAGGCUGAGGAAUAUGGGGGCUGAGUUCUUUAAAGGGGCUAUUGACCCUAAAGAUGCUCUGGACUGGAUCAAGGAGAUGGAACGAAUCUUUAACCUCCUUGAGUGUCCUGAUGAAGCAAGAGUGGAGUAUAUGUACUACCUGCUCAGGUCUGAUGCUUAUGACUGGUGGUUGACCGUACCUGGGGCUCAGGAUCGUACAAUUCGGUAUACCUGGGCGGAAUUUCUUGAGAAAUUCCGUAAGCAAUAUGUGCCUGAUCUGUAUGUGGAUAGGAAGAAGAAAGAGUUUCUGGACCUGAAACAGCAAAGGGGGCAGACUGUUAAAGAGUAUGAUGCCACUUUCCAUCGUUUGAUGACCUUCGCGAUGGAGUUGGUACCUACUGAACGAGCUAGAUGUAACCGCUAUGAGCAAGGCCUGAAUCCCCAGAUCAAGAUGAUAGUAGCAAAAUCAGAGACGACUGAUCUUGCCACCUUGAGAGAGGCUGCCAUGAGAGCAGAGGAUUUGGUGAAUGAAUUGGGAGCACAAAUGGCUGAAGGAAGGAAGAGGACGUGGAAGAAUGUGGGUUCCUCGAGUGCUGGGAACUCAUUCGGGGGUAGACCUAAUCAGAUUCCGAAGAUUUCACGUCCAGUGGCCAGUUACCCCGGACAGGAGCGGAGAAGUGCAGGCCCAGCUCAUAUUUGCCCACAUUGUGGGAAUCAGCAUGUGGGUGUUUGUAGGAGGGUGACUGGUGGGUGUUUCCGAUGUGGAGACACCAGCCACUUCCUCCGUGAUUGUCCCCACAUGUCAGAGUCCAGGCCUGCUGGAUCCCAGACCACAAUUCAAGGGUCCAGAAGGACUGGAGGUUCAGUGAGAGGAUCAGGAAGAGGUGGUAAUAAUCGUGGCAAAAGUCAGGGUGGACAGAGCAGUCGG
Linum tenue is the source of this 1406-nucleotide messenger RNA. The record is from the annotation of a GenBank genome assembly. NCBI's taxonomy places the organism in Eukaryota, Viridiplantae, Streptophyta, Magnoliopsida, Malpighiales, Linaceae.